Messenger RNA from Acipenser ruthenus (sterlet), 3765 nucleotides. RefSeq names its product solute carrier organic anion transporter family member 2A1-like. Bases 130 to 2049 code for a protein of 639 amino acids. Lineage: Eukaryota; Metazoa; Chordata; Actinopteri; Acipenseriformes; Acipenseridae. Gene Ontology annotation, biological process: prostaglandin transport; transmembrane transport; sodium-independent organic anion transport. The record is from RefSeq and is a predicted model, not a curated record. The transcript is spliced from 14 exons. Gene Ontology annotation, cellular component: membrane. Gene Ontology annotation, molecular function: prostaglandin transmembrane transporter activity; protein binding.
UGACUGGGACAGACAGCGCCACUCUUCAGCAAGUCAGAAACUACUACGAGUAGUAAGGCGCAAGUAAAACGAAGUGCAGAAACCUGCCUUUCUUUUCUGACCAGCCGAGGAUUGUGUGCACACUGAGAGAUGGGAUUGCACCUGGAGGAAAUGAAAAAGAACAAAACCAGAAGCGCCUCGGUCUUUUGCAACAUAAAGUUGUUUGUGCUGUGUCAUGGCCUCCUGCAGCUGACCCAGCUUCUACACAGUGCUUACAUCAAGAGCAGCAUCACCACCAUCGAGAAGCGGUUUGGGCUGAGCAGCUUCUCCUCCGGCUUUAUAUCCAGCAUGCAUGAGAUUGGAAAUGCAUUGCUGAUCGUGUUUGUGAGUUACUUUGGGAGUCGUGUCCACCGGCCGAGGCUGAUCGGGGUAGGGGGGGUCCUCAUGUCCCUGAGCGCGCUCCUCUUCACCUUGCCUCACUUCCUGUCGAAGCCCUACCAGUACUCCACUUUGGCCGAAGGAAACCACAGCAGUCUGUCCUCGGAGUUGUGCCAGCCGCGCGAGAACCCCCUACUGCUGUGUGUGAAGGCAGGUUCUCUGCAGGUCGGUGCCACCAAGAAGGAGUGGCUCCUGAUGGCAGCCGCUCAGCUGCUGGCCGGGAUUGGCUCUGUGCCCAUCCAGCCUUUCGGUAUCUCCUACAUCGACGACUUUGCAGAGCCAAGAAACUCUGCACUGUACAUCGCAAUCCUGUUCUCCAUAUCGGUCUUUGGACCAGCCUUCGGGUACCUGCUGGGUUCAGUGAUGCUGCGGAUCUAUGUUGAUACAGGCAGGAUGGUGCCAGGUGAGAAGGAGCUGAGCCCUGCUGACCCGCGCUGGAUCGGGGCAUGGUGGCUGGGGUUGCUGGUCUCUGCUGGCUGCUUGGCUCUCACUUCCAUACCUUACUUCUUCUUCCCACGCCACAUGCACAGGGACACUGGCAAGUUGAAUGACCAUGAAGCUGACAUUCUGAAGGAGGAUUUGAAGAAAGAGGAGGUCUCAAUGCUUGUCUUUAUUAAGAAGUUCCCGCGCUUGUUUCUCAGGCUGCUGCUCAACCCGCUCUUCAUGCUCCUGGUUCUGGCGCAGUGCAGCUUCUCGUCCGUGAUCGCCGGCCUCGCCACUUUCCUUAACAAGUUCCUCGAGAGACAAUAUGGCACAACUGUUUCCUAUGCCAACCUGCUCAUUGGUUCCAUCAACCUGCCAGCAGUGGCAGUGGGAAUGCUAUUGGGAGGGAUCAUCAUGAAGAAGCUGACUCUCUCACUGAAAGCCAUCCCCAAAUUUGCUAUCAGCAUGCUGCUCACCUCCAUCCUCCUGUGCGUCCCCCUCUUCUUCAUGGGCUGCUCCACACAGAAGAUCGCCGGGGUCUCCCACCCACCUCUAUACAACAGCUCCUCGCAAUGGAACCAGACGACUGGGUGUAACGCUGCAUGUUCCUGUCCGGCUCAAGCCUUCCAUCCAGUCUGUGGCUCCAAUAACAUUGAGUACUUAUCACCCUGCCAUGCCGGCUGCAGGAACUACCUCCCUGACAGCCAGCUCAGCAGAGUUCUGAACUACACUAACUGCAGCUGUGUGGAAGCGGAUGAGAGUGGCGGGCCUGGUUCAGCCCUCCCGGGGUCCUGUGCUAACGGCUGCUCACACUUCCUCCUGCCUGUCAUCUUCCUCAUCUCCUUCGCCGGCCUCAUAGCCAGCCUCUCCCACAAUCCCAUCUACAUGAUGGUGUUGAGACUCGUAGAAUAUGAAGAAAAGUCUUUUGCAAUAGGAAUACAGUUCCUGCUCAUGAGAUUACUAGCGUGGUUGCCAGCGCCGGCACUGUUUGGGGUAAUCAUUGACACGUCCUGUAUCGGGUGGAACAAGAGCUGUGCUGGGAAACUGGGGGCCUGCAAUUACUAUGACAACAACCUUCUGAGAAAUAGGUACCUUGGUCUCCAGAUGGCAUUUAAAGCCAUGGGGGUCCUCCUGCUGGCCCUGGCUGGGUGGAAAGUUCAAAACACCAAAGAGUACAGCUUUCAAAAAACAAGUGAUGGGCUGGUCUAAAUCUGAGCGCUCGCUUUCAUUAAGAACAAUCACAUCUCAAAACACAUCCGCUACAAUACGCGCUGAAGCCUUGAAUGCUGGAUUUGAACCGGCUCUCGGACUUGUUAUACUGAUGAGGUACCACAUUCUCUGGCCUCCAAACAGGGACCAGCGUUAACUCAGCGUUAACUCAGCGUUGAUACGGAUAAAAACACCAGCAGUCAUUUGUAGGGGCUCUUGGCAAGGAGCCCACAGUUUGAAUACCUCACAAUUAAAGCUCUUCUUUGGGGGGAUUGAUGAAUCACUAGCUAGUCUUUUACUCUGAAUUCUUCUAGGGGAUCAUUUGAAAGUAUUACUGCAUCUACAGUAUAGGCACCCUACAUUGGUUUUCAUGAGAAAGUAUGAAGAUCUGUGGUCCCACCUUUUCUGUAAACUGUGGAAAAGUAGAAUACACAAGUCUCAAUUUUCCGAGUUCACUGUCUCCUUCCCAACGAUCUUGUACAGCAGCUCUUCAAUGAGCUCAACCUGUGUCUGUCAGUACAAAGACUAAAUUGAAUACAUGUUUAAUAUGAACAUAUCUGUGCUGUUCCUUCAAAACAUGUGUUUCCAAAACAAAAACUGUGCUUCACAUUUGGGACUUUCAUUUUGCUAUGCAGUGACAGAUCUUAGAACUGUUCCCUGUAACCUCCAUAUUAAUGCCUCCAGUGGGUUAGCACCACAGAAUACAAUGCACAGUGAAUUAUUUGCCAGAAUACUUGGCAACCAAUCUAUCCCCCCCCCCCCCCCAAGUUGAGAGCCAGCUCUGCAAUGUAAAUGUGACCAGCUGGCUUUCAGGGUGUAAUACUAACCCAUCACGGGCCACGUACAUCUAGGGUGCUAUUAAACCUCUUGACUUGAUGGGACAAGUAGCAUAGACUAAUUCAGCAUUUCAUUUCAUUGUAUAACUUUGAUAUCACAUAUUUAAUACAACUGUAUUUCUGUUGAUUUCAAACAGAGCUGCUUCCUUACUUGUAACUGCCACACACACACAGACAGGCAUAUUGCAUAUCCUGCUAAAUAUAUGUGUAGCAUAAUCUUUAUAAUGCUGUAAAUAAAUAACAUUUGGAUUUGUAUAGAUAUGUGCUGGAGACAAAUGUACUGGACGUUUAGUCUUGGAGUGGAACCACAAAGUCCAGGGUGAUUUAAAGUAGCAAGGCCCUUUUUGCAUGGAAUUAAUCAUUAUGUAUUGGCAUGUGAAUUUACAACAGUAAUAGCAGAUUCAGUCUCCUAGAGGGUACAGUGGUUAUAAGGGGUCCCUGUGGCAUUCCACACCUUCCCAUCCUGCACCCGUUCAAUACAGUUGCUGCUUUGCCAUGCUGCGUGAUCUGCUCAUUUACAAUCACACUAUAUAUUGAAAUGAAGGACGUGGCUACCCUACUCUCCAGAACCAAAAAGCAGAUGCAAUGCUUUUCUUAAGAGACACCAGCCCGUUGCCUUGUGUCUCACAGACAGUGCUGAUAAAGGGUCUGCCUCUCUCCAAUAGCCCACUCCCUGUAUGUUCACUGGAUUGCAUUGCACUGCAUUUAUAAAGAAGGGUCAUUCCAUUGCACAGUGAUGCCUCUGGCAUACAAACUAACUGAAAUCAGGGUCUGUUUGUAAAACCAAUGUAAAAUUGUUCAUAUGAAAUUCAAGCAAAUUCAUGUUUUUUUGUUUUUUUUUAAAUAUAUUGCAAUAAAAACAAUUGUUCUAUAAACUGUC